Salarias fasciatus (jewelled blenny) is the source of this 5127-nucleotide messenger RNA. It is a transcript of the gene man1b1b, whose product is annotated as mannosidase, alpha, class 1B, member 1b. The record is from RefSeq and is a predicted model, not a curated record. Gene Ontology annotation, molecular function: mannosyl-oligosaccharide 1,2-alpha-mannosidase activity; calcium ion binding. Gene Ontology annotation, biological process: carbohydrate metabolic process; mannose trimming involved in glycoprotein ERAD pathway. Lineage: Eukaryota; Metazoa; Chordata; Actinopteri; Blenniiformes; Blenniidae. Gene Ontology annotation, cellular component: endoplasmic reticulum; membrane. Bases 301 to 2247 code for a protein of 648 amino acids. The transcript has 14 exons.
CCCCCCUGGAUCACGCUUGUUGUCAGUGGCGCUUCACCAUCAAAGCUACAAGUGGCUCAAAAAACCCUAAUUUUUAUACUCUUUAUUAUGUGUAAAUGAUAAAUUAUCACCAGGCUGCGUGUUUCUGCGUGGCGCCUGAAUGGUUGAGGGGUUUUAAACAUGAGGAGACCCCCGGAGCCGUGGCACUGACGUCCCGUUAACCACCGCUGGAAGUCGGACUGCCUGCUGCUUCCCUCCCGCUGCCGGCCCACACGGAGCAUCCGCUAAUCUCACGCUCUUUAAAAGGGCUCACUCACAGACAUGCUCCCACCGUCUCGUCAGGACUAUGUGUCUAUUAACUUAUCGGGGCAGAGAAGUGGAAGCUACAACAAUGGCAAGCAGUGGAGGAGGCAGUCCUGCUGGAGGAAAUGGAAGCAGCUGUCCCGGCUGCAGCGGAGUCUCAUCCUCUUCACCCUCGUCCUCCUCUUCAUCUGCGGGAUGGCUUCAUUUCCCACCGUCAGUGAACACCUCACAGGCCUUCCACAAAGAGAACAGAGCACAGAUGGAAACCUGCUAAAGCCCUUCGUCAUCCCACAAAUGCCUCCUGAGCCAGACAGAGUCAACCAACAGAACCAAGUGCCAGAACAGCCCUCCUCACAGAGAAAACUGCCCAAUAAGCGAGGGCCGCCGGUGCUCAUAAACCGUCAGCAGAAGAGAGGAAACGCUUCAGCGGUGGAAGACAAAGCAGCUGAGAGCAAGACGGGAGGCGGAGACGAGGAGGAGGGAGUCAUCAGCUGGCACGGAGCUGUGAUCGAUACCGAGCAGGGGACCGAGGGACCCAAGGACGGAGAGAACAAGGACAAUUUACCCGUCCACCAGGAGCCCAGACCCACCAACCAGUCAGAGGCCAACCGGCUGGAGGUGGUGCGGGACGCCUUCCGACACGCCUGGAAGGGCUAUAAAGAGUUUGCGUGGGGCCACGACGAGCUGCGGCCCAUCUCCAAGUCGUACAGCGAGUGGUUCGGUCUGGGGCUGACGCUCAUCGACGCCCUGGACACCAUGUGGAUCCUCGGGCUGAAGGAAGAGUUCGAGGAAGCGAGGGCGUGGGUCUCCACGGAGCUCUCCUUCAACAGAAACGUGGACGUCAACCUGUUUGAAAGCACAAUUCGCAUCUUGGGCGGUCUGCUCAGCACGUAUCACCUGACCGGAGACUCCCUGUUCCUGGACAAAGCCAAAGACAUCGGCUCCAGGCUCAUGCCGGCCUUCAAGACCCCGUCGAAGAUCCCCUACUCGGACGUUAACAUCGGGAAAGGCACGGCCCACCCGCCUCGCUGGACCUCCGACAGCACGGUGGCCGAGGUCACCAGCAUCCAGCUGGAGUUCAGGGAGCUCACCCGCCUCACGCAGGACCCCCAGUACCAGGCCGCCGUGUCCGAGGUGAUGAAGCAGGUCCACCAGCUGGAGGGGAAGCUGGACGGUCUGGUCCCCAUGUUCAUCAACACCAACAGCGGGCAGUUCACCCACCAGGGCAUCUACACCCUGGGGGCCCGCGCUGACAGCUACUACGAGUACCUGCUGAAGCAGUGGAUCCAGGGGGGCAAGACCGAGGACCAACUCCUGGAGGACUACCUGCAGGCCGUCGAGGGCGUGAAGAAGAACCUGCUGCAGAAGUCUUCGCCCGGCGGCCUCACCUUCGUUGGGGAGGUCUCACACGGACAGUUCAGCCCCAAAAUGGACCACCUGGUGUGUUUCCUGCCGGGCACCCUGGCCCUCGGGGCCCACAACGGGCUCCCGGCGGACCACAUGGACCUGGCUAAGGAGCUGAUGGAGACCUGCUACCAGAUGUACGUCCAGAUGGAGACGGGCCUCAGUCCGGAGAUCGUCCACUUCAACAUGCACCAGGGCAGCAUUCGAGACAUCGACGUCAAGCUGGCUGAUAGACACAACCUGCUGCGGCCGGAGACGGUGGAGAGUCUCUUCUACCUGUACAGGUUCACCAACGACCAAAAAUACCAGCAGUGGGGCUGGGAGAUCCUGCAGAGCUUCAACAAGUACACCAAGGUUUCCUCCGGCGGUUUCACCUCCAUCAACAACGUCCGGGACCCGGAGUACCCGAGUCCCCGGGACAAGAUGGAGAGCUUCUUCCUGGGAGAGACCCUCAAGUACCUGUACCUGCUGUUCUCCGAGCAGCCCGGCCUGGUCAGCCUGGACCAGUACGUCUUCAACACUGAAGCCCACCCACUGCCCAUAUGGCCUUCCAGUGUGUGACACACACACACACACACACACACACAGCUCUCAGGGUCGGUCUCAGGCCGCAGUGACUCCUUGAUGGGAAAAGAGCCUCUCUUUGUUUUCUAGUGACUGAAUCUCAGUUUAAAAAGAAAAGAAAUCCAGAUUGUGAUUAUUUAUUAGUUUUGAUGCAGCGGAGCAUAAAAAAACCAACAACCUGAUUGUGGCUUAAAUCGAAGCUGUCUUAAUCUCAUGAACUCACACCGGCGCUGGCCGACGAACUGGAACCCGCUCUUUUACCUGAGGAGAACGCAGAGCGAGGCGUGCUCCUCAGCGAGGGCUGCAGGCGGCAGCUUCUGUAGCAAACCUCCAUCUGAAGAGCCUCAGAGCUGCUCUUCAUCCUCAGAGCUGCUCUUCAUCCUCACUGUGGUUGUGUCCGUGAAGCAUUCAGGACACUCAGGAAACGGGAGCUUCAGAAUUGAGAACCGCUCUCACAGUGCAGCGUGAUCAAUGGGAAGAGGUCGGAGGUCAGAGUCUGGUGACUCAGUGUUCAGGUGAACAGUGUUCAUCCACAGGAAGGUGUUUCUAAACAAGCAGCUUAGCUUCAGGCAACAGGAAACAGCAGGAGCGCUGUAAAUGUUGUAGUCACUAUACCGGGCCACUAGUUGGUGCUGCUGGUUGUUUUUGUGAUGAAGCCACACACACCUGCACAGAGAAUAACUCUUACUGUCCAUCCACUGGCGUAUGUGCAGAGGAACUGCUUCCUGUGGCGCUGGUGCAGAUGUGCAGCAGCAGCGUUUCUGAAAAGUUCUGUUUUCAGCAGCUCAUGUAAACAACGCAAUAAAACUUUUCUGUUUCCUUUGAAAAUGUUGAGUAGUCGAGCCCUUCGAACUCAUGAGCCACUUCCAGUGCCAAGAAUAAAACACAAUUUAGUUACUGUUUUUAAACAUUUCGUGUGAAUUUUAAAUGAUGAAAAAAGAAAACACUACAUGAAAGCAUUUUUUUAUUUAGCAAGCAGAAGAUGUUUUAAAAAAUGUUGUUUUCACAAUAAUGUCCAGACUUUAAUAUGUCAGUUAAUUUUGUAUAAAUUCUGAGUAUAAAAGCAGUAAGAUGUCCUUUUCAGCUUUCUGUUGAGUUUGAUGCGCAGAGAAAGAGAGAGUGUCUAAACCUACAGCAGCUUCUCUUGAAAAUGGUCCAGGAUUUCCUCAAAGCAGUGUUCAAUAGAAAAGUCUGAAUCAAACCUGAAGAGCUGAAAGUGUUUCAGCCUCGGUACCUGGAUCCGCAUGAGGAGUCCCACCGUCCCUCAUUGAUCACGUCUCAGUCUGAAGAUGCGGUUCUGAUUCAGUAUCUUGUGUAAUAUAUUGAUUUGUGUAUAUUUGAAGCAGCUUUCUGUUGAGUUUCAGUCAUUCCUGUAAAUAUGGCCUCUUCUCCUCUCCUGCUUCUCUCGUUUCUUUUCUGUUCUCGGUAAGAUCAGGCUGCAGAACAGUGUUACUUUUGCCUCACUGCUCCGCUGAGGUGAUUUCAGAUGCUGGAGAUCAAAGUGUUCACCGGUUUUUCUCGAGAUACGAGGAGCAGGAAAAGAAAAUUCUUGUCAAUCUGUGAACUCUUAAAGUCUCUGAGCACUUUCUGAUGUUUUGGUUUCGAAGCAGAUUCCUUCAGUAUAUUUCCUUUGAUUUGAUGUUGAGACCAAACUGUUGUCGUACUUCCUGUUUUUCUUUGUUCUCGUCUGUGUCGUCUCACGUGUGCCUUCAACGUUGCUUCAGACAACAUUCAAAAAAGCUAUUUCUUCUUUUUUUAGCUCCAGAAAACCUUUUCAGGAGCCGUGAUAUUUUUGCAGCAGUCCUCAGAAUAGAGUCCAGAAUACGAGGACUGAAUUAUUUUAACGCGGGAAAUACAGUCUUGGUUCGAUCCACAGCCACGAAACAGACUCAAAUUCAUUCAAUUUAAAUACGAUUGAACAAAAAGUUUUACGUAAAAAUACAGCAAAUAAGAAAAUUCAGCUUUUUAAGAUCCGUUUUCUGUAUUUAGCCUCAAACCAAAACUCUUCAGCAGCUUCAGCCUCUCUGAACACUUGAUUUCUUUCACACAAAAACUGAUGAACUGAAAUAAAUCUUUUCCUGAGAUUUGAAGACGUCGGUCCAAAUGUACAUUUCACUUUAGAUUUCUGUUGUCUGUAUAUUUAAAUCCACAUGCAUUUCUAGUGUCAAAGCUGGCCCCACUUCACGACCUACUUGUGGGUCACAGACCACCAGUUGAGAACCACAGUCUUGCCAUAUGGUGUUCAAGGCCUCAGUAGUCUGUUUACUCAGCUCAUAAAGAAACAAAAAGCUCAGAUUUACUCAGUUGAUGAACUUAAGCCAGGAUCAGUAUCGAGUAUUGGAGCCGAUAUCUGGUUAAAGGUCCGAUAUCAGGAUCAUUAUCGGUACUGAGCUGAUAACAGGGAAGCUAAAUGCUAAAUAGCAAAGAUCCUGAUGAUGCUGAUGAUGAAAGGCUUGAUAUAUGGUGUGUGUCCAUAUCGGGGACAGCGUUUAUAAAUCAUUGCUUUAGUGUUUAAACAGUGUUUUUCUUUAUUAACAUUUCAAUUUGGUUCGAAUUUCGGUUCAUUUGAUCCAUCCUGAGAUUUUUCAUGCAACUCUAAAGACGUGACGUUUUCUAGCUGAAUGUUUUCAAAGAGUUCAGUUCUUUUUUCCUUUACUUUUUGUGUUGUGUGUCCGACCGGAGGUGUUUCUGUGAAUGUAGGACGUAGCAGAUCUUCUCCUUCAGAGAUCUCAUAUCAUCCAAACUUUGUGCUGCAGAUUUUCUCUUUAUUUAUUUCAGACCUUCCCACGUGUUUUGUUGGUGUAAAACAAAUGCUGGACCGGCUUUAAUUUUGUAAAGAAAAAGAAACAAAUGGGAAAAAAAUAAAAAGAUUUUAUU